AUGAUCGGCUACCUCGACAUUAAUGGCUACGUUUACAGCAACUCAUCGGCAACAACUCUAGUCAACAGUGUCCGCCUCGUCACUUGCGUCCACGACACUCCCGCUGUGACUGCGGGAGGGAAUAGAGGAGAAGGCAGGAAGGCAAUAGAAGGGGACGCAGUCACUGCCCUAGGUCAGAUCAAUACAACACAAUAUUCAGCCAUCCUACAGUUUCUACAAUUUUUUCUACACAUACUGUUGGAUGACACCAAUGAUGUUGGUGCCACCCCUGAGGAGUAUGGGAAGCUCGACGCAGCCAUACAAGGAUGGGAGGAGAGCGCCGUUUCUCUUGUUCCAAGAUAUCUGAAGAAGUUCUAUAAUAAACUGCUAAUCUUCUUUAAGGAGUUCGAUGAUGAAUUGAGACUCAACGGGAGAUAUUCGAUUGAUCACAUCAAGAAGGAGUUCCAGCAGCUGUCUAGUUGUUAUCUCCAGGAAGCUGAAUGGUUGCACAAAAACCACAAGCCCAGGUUCGAAGAUAGAUUGCAUUUGGGUGCCAUGUCCAUAGGUGCGACAGAGCUAUGUGUGUAUGCGAUGGUUUGCAUGGGUGAUGAAAUGCCGGAGGGAGCACUGGAGUGGGUACUUGGAUACCCUGAUGUCGUCAUGGCAUGCGCCAAGAUUGGGCGCCUAGUGAAUGACCUUGCUGCUUCAUCCAAACCCCGUAACAACAGGGACGUGGCCAACUGCGUGGAGUGCUACGCCAGUGAGCACAAGGUUACAGAGGAGGUCGCCUUUGCUGCCAUCGACUCGAUGAUAGAAGAUGAGUGGAAGAUCACAAACCAAGCUCGAUUCAAACAUGGUCGUGAGCUGCUGCCUGCGGUGCAACAGGUCAUCAACUUCACUCUCAGCGGGCCGGUGUACUACGGUGAUAGGAAAGAUGCUUUCACCUUCAGCUCGCAUCUUGAAGACAUCAUCAAGAGCCUCUUUGUCAAUCCCAUUCCCAUCUAG
Molecule: messenger RNA, 984 nt
Organism: Aegilops tauschii subsp. strangulata
Lineage: Eukaryota; Viridiplantae; Streptophyta; Magnoliopsida; Poales; Poaceae
Source: RefSeq, a predicted model, not a curated record